AUGGGCCUUUCGUCUCUCAAAAUAAUGCAUCUUAUCGCCUUUCUUGUUGUCGUAGGGAUGUGGUCUUCAGGAGUUACGUGCCGAAUGUUAAGUGAUGUAUCCAUCUCUGAGAGACAUGAGCUGUGGAUGGUACGCUAUGGACGUGUGUACCAGGAUGACGCAGAGAAGAAAAUGCGCUUCAACAUAUUCAAGGACAACGUGGAAUUCAUUGAAUCCUUCAACAGUGCUGAAAACCAGCCUUACAAAGUAGCGAUUAACAAAUUUGCAGACCAAACAAAUGAAGAGUUCAAAGCCGCUCGUAAUGGAUAUAAGUUUUCAUCAAACAAAAGAUCAGCAAGAACAACACCUUUUAGGUAUGAAAACGUGACUGCCGUGCCACCUAGCAUGGAUUGGAGAAAGAAAGGAGCUGUUACCCCAGUUAAAGAUCAAGGCCAAUGUGGAAGCUGUUGGGCAUUUUCAACUAUCGCUGCAACGGAAGGAAUUACUCAGCUCACAACCGGAAAACUAAUUUCACUGUCUGAGCAAGAGCUAGUGGACUGUGACAGGAGUGGUGUAGAUCAAGGAUGCAAUGGUGGGGAGAUGGAAGAUGGCUUUGAGUUUAUCGUUAAAAACAAAGGCAUCAACACCGAGGUGGCUUACCCAUAUCAGGCAGCAGAUGGAACCUGCAACACCAAGGAAGAAGCUGUCCAUGCUGCCACCAUUACUGGGUAUGAAAAAGUGCCAGCCAACAGUGAAUCUGCAUUGUUACAAGCAGUCGCUAAUCAACCCAUAUCAGUUGCCAUUGAUGCCAGUGGCAUGGGUUUCCAGUUCUAUUCCGGUGGCGUGUUUACUGGGGAUUGUGGAACUGAUCUUGACCACGGUGUUACAGCAGUUGGAUAUGGAGUAACGGAUGAUGGAAUGAAGUACUGGUUGGUAAAAAAUUCGUGGGGUGCCAGCUGGGGGGAUAGUGGAUACAUAAUGAUGCAAAGAGAUGUUAGUGCCAAAGAAGACAACACUUGUCCUGAAUUGUCGUCUCUAAAUGUAGCCCUAUCCCAACAACUAGUCUCGCCAUACCUCUUGCGAACUUUGACCAGGACCUCAAUUCCGUCGGCAAAAGUGUGGCGGGAACGACAAAAAUAUUGGCGGUAUGCUAAAAUUCUAUACCCGCGACAUGAUGUCGGUAUAGAGGCUUUCACUAGUGGUGAAGCACCCCUGUCCGUCUUCCACCGCCUGAAGCUUCCCUAUCAUGAGUUGUUCACCGACGCCCAUCAUUCCAGGUUUUCUCAUUCACCACCCUUCGUAUUUUAUUGCACGAACACAACAUCGAUUUUGACAAGGGUGGUCCGCAUCACAGCAAGAAGAACAAACACAGGCGUAGGCCCGGGAAGCACCCAAUGCCCGAGGGAGGCGUUUGCCUCCGGAGUGACGAGUGCUCGGCAAGCACAGCCAAUCACGAAGGCCAGAGCUGCGGGGCAGCCCAUUUUUAAAAACAGUACUGAAACGGCCUUCACUCCGAGGAAGCCGGCCACCCUAGAGACAAAAUCAAAAAAGAAUGAGUGCGCCCCCAUUUGGAGGCAAAGAGUCUCUCUCUAG
Lactuca saligna is the source of this 1572-nucleotide messenger RNA. The record is from the annotation of a GenBank genome assembly. NCBI's taxonomy places the organism in Eukaryota, Viridiplantae, Streptophyta, Magnoliopsida, Asterales, Asteraceae.